GAAACAGAGGCCCUCUUAGGGGGAAAUUCUGACCAACAUACAUACACACUUGAUUGUUAUACUUGUAAAAUCAUACGCGCACCAUGGCCGAGAGAAAGUCCAGCACUAAAUAUUACCCACCAGAGUGGAACCCAGAGAAGGGCUCGGUUAAUAAGUUUCAUGGGAAGCAUCCGUACGGAAGUCGUGCUAGGAAGUUGGACAAGGGCAUUUUGGUCAUCCGGUUUGAGAUGCCUUGGAAUAUGUGGUGCAAUCACUGUGGAGACAUGAUUCCUCGUGGUCGUCGGUUCAAUGCAGAGAAGCAGAAAACGGGCGCCUACCUUUCCAGUCCUAUUUUCUCUUUCUCAUUUCGUUGCAACCGGUGCGCUGGCACUCUAGUCAUUCGGACGGAUCCGAAGACCAGUGAUUUUGUCGUAGUUGAAGGAGGUAGGCGAAAAGUGGAAUGGGUCGAGUCGGAGGAUGGUAAGGUUGAAGAGGAGCUUGGAGCUUGCAUCACGAACCUCGAAUCUCUGUCGCGCGCGCCGGACAAGCCUGUUGACCCUUUUGAAUUCGUAGAGCAGAUUUAUGAUAACAGCGAUUCCAAAUCUUCUCCUAUAGAAGAAGGUCCAAGCUACGACUUCGAGUCGGUUGCGCACCAGCGUUACGAUGAUUCUGUAGCCAACAAUCGCCUUUUGCGUAGUAUGAUGAGGCGAGAGCGCAAGAAAAUCAAGAUUUUGGAGGAAGAGACGCGUAAAAGAGGUCUCGGAAUCACAUUGCUGCCUUUUAUUGAAGAGGACGAGAAAGAAGCUCAGGAGACAUUCAAUCGAAUCUCCUCAGAGAGAGCUUCGCAGGUGGUUUCUUCGAAUUCGAGUUGUUGUUUGAAAUCUUGUAUUGACUCGUCUAGUAUUUUAACUGGAGUCCAAUCGUUAAAAAGGGAAAAGGUCGUUUCUAAACUAAGAAGGCAGGGUCUAGAUUGGACUAUUUUAAAGAAAAAACAAAUGCCAUUGACAUCUACUAAGCUCGGCUUGAAACAUACGAAGUUCAUGUCGGUAAUCGGACCUGCCGUCAAAGGAAAGGACAAUUUUGAGGUUCAGAAGUAG
Schistocerca gregaria is the source of this 1076-nucleotide messenger RNA. Its product is annotated as probable splicing factor YJU2B. The record is from RefSeq and is a predicted model, not a curated record. NCBI's taxonomy places the organism in Eukaryota, Metazoa, Arthropoda, Insecta, Orthoptera, Acrididae. Bases 84 to 1076 code for a protein of 330 amino acids. Gene Ontology annotation, cellular component: post-mRNA release spliceosomal complex; U2-type spliceosomal complex. Gene Ontology annotation, biological process: mRNA splicing, via spliceosome. The transcript has 2 exons.